Messenger RNA from Erythranthe guttata (spotted monkey flower), 1747 nucleotides. RefSeq lists its product as uncharacterized. Gene Ontology annotation, cellular component: nucleus. NCBI's taxonomy places the organism in Eukaryota, Viridiplantae, Streptophyta, Magnoliopsida, Lamiales, Phrymaceae. Gene Ontology annotation, biological process: regulation of transcription by RNA polymerase II. Gene Ontology annotation, molecular function: protein dimerization activity; RNA polymerase II cis-regulatory region sequence-specific DNA binding; DNA-binding transcription factor activity, RNA polymerase II-specific. The record is from RefSeq and is a predicted model, not a curated record.
UAAUACACAUCACAAACCAUAUAAAACUGAGCUCAAAUUUGGCAAGAUUUAAUUUCAGGUGUAUUAUAUAUAUUGUACACUUAUAUAUAUCAAGAGUCAAUCAAGAAGAAGGGCAACUGCCGCCAUGGCAGAAGAGUUAUUUCACGGCGGAGUAUGUGGCGGCGGAGCAAACUGGUGGAAUAAUUCAACGAGAAAUACGUACAGUUCAUCGUCGCUGUGUUCGUCUUUGGCGAAUCGCGAUCUGACGACGACGAACAUGAAAAGUAAUACAAGAUCGAGCGAUGCUGACUCAGCAUCGGAUGGCAGCUGCAGCUCUACUGUAGUAAUCCAGGAUGUUCUUAAACCUAAUCAAACCCUACAAAUGGUGGGGAUUAGUCCAGAUGAUCAUUGGAUUAAUAAUCAAGAUUUGCUACAUAAUAAUGGGAGAUCAGACCAAAAUUACUCUAAUAUCCUUGAUUCAAGCAUGAAUUACUGGCAAGAAAACGACUGGAUUUCCGCGACGAGUAAUUUAACUAGCCAAGAUUCGAAUUCCGUGAUUAACUCGUUGAAUCAAACUUUUGAUCAGUUAAAUUCAUCGAAUGGAUUUCCGUUGAUGAACUCGGCCUCGUAUAGUAGCUACGAUUCGUCUCUGUUGCAAACUCUUUUUGACGAAACGGAUUCGAACGCCCUUCGAACCCAACAAUCUUUAUUAGAUAACCGGGAAUUCAAUUACUCGUCGUCUGCUGAAAACUAUCAGGUGAAUUCGAAUGAAUUCUUGCCUAUGGAGAAUCCCUCUUUCGCCAAACAACAGCAGUUAUGGAAUUCCACAGCUGCAGAUUUGAGUACUAAUGACGUUCGUUCGAGUUUUCUGCCUUCUUCGUCGCAAUCUCAGUUUCUUCCGUCGUCUGUUCAUUGUAAGAAACCUAAUCUUCCCAGCUUCAGUGUUAAGCAUCAAAAUGAAGAAGCUUCGGUGCCUAAGAAAGCGAGUAAUGAACCGUCAUUCAAGCGUCCACGAAUCGAAACUCCAUCACCAUUACCAACCUUUAAGGUUCGAAAAGAGAAACUUGGGGACCGAAUAACUGCCCUCCAACAGUUGGUUUCACCUUUCGGAAAGACUGAUACAGCAUCGGUUCUCCAUGAAGCUAUUGAAUACAUCAAGUUUCUCCAUGAUCAAGUCAAUGAAUUAAGUUCACCGUAUUUGAAACACAGACCGUCUCCGGUUCAACGUCUACAGGCUGAAGAUAAAGAAGGGGUAAUGCAAGACCUAAAAACCCGAGGUCUAUGCCUUGUACCGGUAACGAGCACGUUCCCCGUCGCUCAGACCCCCGCAGAUUUUUGGACGCCUACAUUCGGAGGAAGCUUCAAAUAAUUAGACAAUAUAUCAAAUAAACCAAAAAAAAAAAAGGAAAGAAAAAAGGAAAAAAAGAAAAAAAGAGAGCUGCAUUUUUGUGUAGUACUGAAAGCUUUGAGGAAAAGCAAGACAAAGUAAAAGGUGACAGCCCAUCCUGGGCCAUACCAUGUAAGCCAAGCAUAUGUUAUGAUGAUUAGGGAUUGGACAUAUAAUUAAGGAUAUAUAUAUAUAUCUAUAUAUAAAGUUGUAAUAAUCUUGGAAUUACGUACUAGCUACAAUUAAUAUUUCAUUAAGAGGUGGUACUUGAGGAACAGGAACAGGUGCUAAAUUCAGCUUUAGUUAUUACUGAGAUUCAGCUGAAUUUAGCAGCUUAUUUAUAUUAUAUAUAUAUAAUCUUGUUCCUGUUUCUUCAUUUUA